Molecule: messenger RNA, 5859 nt
Organism: Fusarium vanettenii 77-13-4
Lineage: Eukaryota; Fungi; Ascomycota; Sordariomycetes; Hypocreales; Nectriaceae
Exons: 3
Coding region: 1-5253 (1750 amino acids)
Biological process (GO): transcription by RNA polymerase II
Cellular component (GO): RNA polymerase II, core complex
Molecular function (GO): DNA binding
Source: RefSeq, a predicted model, not a curated record
AUGGCGAACCUCAUCUUCACCCACUCGAGCGCUCCGCUCAAGACAGUGGAAGAGAUUCAGUUCGGACUGAUGUCCCCCGAGGAGAUCAAGAACAUGAGUGUCUGCCACAUCCUCUACCCCGAGACCAUGGAGGAGAACAAAACCAAGCCCCGCGACGGAGGCCUUAAUGACCCGCUCCUUGGAUCUAUCGACCGACAAUUCCGAUGCAAGACCUGCACUCAAGCUAUGGGCGAGUGCCCUGGUCACUUCGGCCAUAUCGAACUCGCGAAACCCGUCUACCACCCUGGCUUCAUCAAGAAGGUGAAGAAGAUUCUGGAGAUUGUCUGCCACAACUGUAGCAAAGUGUUAGCCGAUACUAGAGAUCCUGAGUUCGCCGCAGCUAUCGCUACUCGAGAUCCCAAAGUUCGCUUCAGUCGCGUCUGGGAAGUCUGUAAAAAGAAGAGAAGAUGUGACAACGAGGAGCCAAAGCAGAAGGAUGAGGAAUUCGCCCCAGGCAUGAAGUUGGGUCCUGUGGAAGGCCACGGCGGUUGCGGCAACGUCCAGCCCAACGUCCGACAGGCCGCCUUGCAGUUGAAGGCUGCUUUCGACGUUGUGGAGGAGGGAGGAGGCAAGCGACGAGAGACGACGCCCAUCACUCCCGAGAUGGCUCACAACAUCUUGAGGCGAAUCACCGAGGAAGACCUUCGGGACAUGGGUCUCAACUCGGACUACGCCCGCCCCGAGUGGAUGGUUCUCACCGUUCUUCCAGUGCCCCCGCCUCCCGUCCGACCCAGUAUCUCCAUGGACGGCACCGGCACCGGCAUGCGCAACGAAGAUGAUUUGACAUACAAGCUGGGUGAUAUCAUCCGCGCCAAUGGAAAUGUCAAGCAGGCCAUCCGUGAAGGAUCACCUGCACACAUUGCCAGGGACUUUGAGGAGCUACUGCAGUAUCACGUUGCCACCUACAUGGACAAUGAUAUUGCUGGACAGCCUCGCGCUCUGCAGAAGAGUGGACGUCCCGUCAAAGCCAUUCGAGCACGCCUAAAGGGCAAGGAAGGUCGUCUGCGAGGUAACCUGAUGGGUAAGCGUGUCGACUUUUCGGCACGUACUGUCAUCACUGGUGAUGCCAAUCUUUCACUUCACGAAGUCGGUGUUCCUCGCAGCAUCGCCCGAACUCUCACAUACCCCGAAACUGUUACACCUUACAACAUCGGUCGGCUGCAUCAGUAUGUCGAGAACGGCCCCAACGAGCACCCCGGUGCCAAGUACGUCAUUCGCGCAGAUGGUCAACGUAUUGAUCUGCGGCACCACCGCCGCGCAGGUGCUAUCUCUCUUGAGUACGGCUGGAAGGUCGAGCGUCAUUUGAUUGAUGGUGACUAUAUUAUCUUCAACCGUCAGCCCUCUCUGCACAAGGAAUCCAUGAUGGGACAUCGUGUCCGCGUCAUGCCGUACUCUACCUUCCGUCUGAACCUGUCUGUCACAUCUCCUUACAACGCCGAUUUCGAUGGUGACGAGAUGAACCUGCACGUUCCUCAGAGCGAAGAGACUCGCGCCGAAGUCAAGGAGCUCUGCCUGGUGCCUCUCAACAUUGUUUCACCCCAGAAGAACGGUCCCCUCAUGGGUAUUGUCCAGGAUUCGCUUGCUGGAGUGUACAAGCUCUGCCGACGAGACACUUUCCUCACCAAGGAGCAGAUCAUGAACAGCAUGCUUUGGGUUCCUAACUGGGAUGGUGUCAUCCCUCAGCCUGCCAUUCUCAAGCCACGCCCUCGGUGGACUGGCAAGCAGCUCAUCAGCAUGGUCAUUCCCAAGGAAGUGACCCUACACAACGGCACCGACAAGAAGGAGGAUGCCCCCCUUAAGGACGAGGGUAUCCUAAUUCAAGCUGGUCAACUCAUGUACGGUCUUCCCACCAAGAAGAUUGUUGGUGCAGCGGCUGGUGGCAUUGUCCACAUCAGUUACAACGAGCUGGGAGCUGAGGGUGCCAUGGCAUUCUUGAACGGUGUUCAGCAGGUUGUCACAUACUGGCUGCUCAACAACGGUCACAGUAUCGGUAUCGGUGACACGAUUCCCGACAAGGCAACCAUUGAAAAGGUUCAGGUGCACAUUGAUGAAGAGAAGGCUGAAGUCGCUCGCCUCACCGCUAUGGCUACUGCCAACGAGCUUGAGGCUCUCCCCGGUAUGAAUGUUCGAGCAACAUUCGAAAACAAGGUCUCGAUGGCUCUUAACCAGGCUCGUGACAAGGCCGGUACUACGACACAGAAGAGUUUGAAGGACUCCAACAACGCCGUCACCAUGGCUUCAUCAGGUUCCAAGGGUUCAUCCAUCAACAUCUCACAGAUGACUGCGCUUGUGGGUCAGCAGAUUGUCGAAGGAAAGCGUAUUCCCUUCGGAUUCAAGUAUCGCACACUGCCCCAUUUCACCAAGGAUGAUUACUCGCCCGAAGCCCGUGGUUUCGUCGAGAACUCGUACCUUCGUGGUCUGACUCCUUCUGAGUUCUUCUUCCACGCCAUGGCUGGUCGAGAAGGUCUCAUUGAUACUGCAGUCAAGACUGCCGAGACAGGUUAUAUUCAGCGACGACUGGUCAAGGCUCUGGAAGACCUGUCCGCGCGCUACGAUGGAACCGUCCGAAACUCAUUGGGCGAUGUUGUGCAAUUCCUCUACGGCGAAGAUGGUCUGGAUGCUAUGUGCAUCGAGAAGCAGAAGCUGGGGAUCCUCAACAUGUCCAAUGCUGCCUUCAAGGCCAAGUACCGACUGGAUCUUGCCAACCCUCCCGAGUGGUUCAAGUCGGACUACGAAUUUGGUAACGAGUUGACUGGCGACAGGCCUUCGAUGGCCCUUCUUGAUACUGAGUGGGAGGCUUUGCUCAAGGACCGUCGGGUGAUCCGACAGAUCAACAAAGCCAAGAUGAACGAGGAAAUGAUGCAGCUGCCGCUCAACAUUACUCGAAUCAUCGAAUCAGCCAAGCGUGUGUUCAACGUCAAGGCCAACGAUCGCAGCAACCUGCGUCCCUCUGACGUUAUCCCUUCCGUGCAAAACUUGCUCGACCACAUGAAGAUUGUUCGCGGUACCGACCCCAUCUCAGUAGAGGCAGAUGCGAAUGCCACCAUUCUCUUCAAGGGCCUGCUACGCUCUCGUCUGGCAUUCAAGGAAGUGGUCAAGGAGCAUCGCCUGAACAAGCUCGCAUUCGACCAUGUUAUCGGUGAGCUUCAAAACCGAUGGGAUCGGGCCUUUGUCAGCCCUGGUGAAAUGGUUGGUGUUUUGGCUGCUCAGUCUAUUGGUGAGCCUGCUACUCAGAUGACACUGAACACAUUCCAUUUCGCUGGUGUGUCUUCCAAGAACGUCACUCUGGGUGUGCCCCGUCUCAAGGAAAUUCUCAACUUGGCCAAGAACAUCAAGACGCCUAGCAUGGCUGUGUAUCUCAACACACCGCUUGCUCGACAGGAACAGGCCAAGAAGCUCCGAAGUAUGGUUGAGUAUACCAACCUUCGCUCUGUGACAGCGGUUACCGAGAUCUACUACGAUCCCGAUAUCCAGUCAACCAACAUUCCUGAGGAUAUGGAUAUGGUCGAGUCUUACUUCAUGAUUCCCGAUGACACGCAGGUCAGCAUCGACCAACAGUCGAGAUGGCUUCUGCGUAUCACACUUGAUCGACAGAAGCUACUCGACAAGGAGAUCAGGAUCGACGACGUUGCUCAGCGCAUCAAGGAGGAGUACCCCACUGAUCUGGCUGUCAUCUUCAGUGACAACAACGCCGACGAGCAGGUGAUCCGCAUUCGAACUGUCUCUGCUGGUGACAAGGACGAAGAUGGCGAAGGCCGAAUGGAGGACGAUGUCAUGCUGAAGCGACUUGAGGCCCAUCUUCUCGAUACCCUCACUCUUCGUGGUGUCAACGGCGUCGAGCGUGCUUUCCUUACCAAGGGAACCAGACUCGUUGAGAGCCCCGAUGGAGCACUGCUUGCCAUCAAGGACGACCCACGAUGCACCCAGUGGUACCUGGAUACGAGUGGUUCGGCGCUGCGUGAUGUGCUGGCAGUUGACGGUGUUGACGCGAGCCGGACAUACACCAACGACCUGUGGCAAGUGGUUGAGGUGUUUGGUAUCGAGGCGGCUCGUUCCGCACUGGUGAAGGAGUUGACCAACGUGUUGGCUUUCGACGGUUCCUACGUCAACCAUCGUCACAUUGCGCUACUGACAGAUGUCAUGACGUACAGAGGUUCCAUCUCGGCUGUUACUCGACACGGUAUCAACCGCGCUGACACUGGUGCUCUGAUGCGUUGUUCCUUCGAGGAGACGGUCGAGAUUCUGCUCGAGGCUGCAGCUUCAGGCGAACUGGAUGACUGCCGUGGUAUCUCGGAGAACGUCAUGCUGGGCCAGAUGGCGCCAAUGGGCACAGGCAACUUUGAUGUCCUCCUGGACCCCAAGAUGCUGGAGACUGUCAUCUCGGACAACUCUCGCAUGGGCUUGAUGCCUGGCAUGCCUGUCAAGGGAGGAGAGAUCGAGGGAGCAGCGACGCCUUACGACACAGGGUCUCCCAUGGCUGACUCAGGCUACCUCAGCCUCAGCUCGCCGGCAGCUGGUAACUUCUCUCCUAUCCAGGGUGCUGGAUCGGAUACUCCUGCUGGCUUCGGCAACACUGAGUACGGUUUUGGUGGAUCGACUGCGAUGAGCCCGUACGCGAUGCGCGGAGGAACCAGCCCCUUCACCACAUCGCCAACGUCGCCAUUCGGACCUGGAGGAGGCUACUCGCCAACGUCACCCAAUGCCUACUCGCCCACAUCGCCUCUUGUGGAUGGUGGCAUGGGGGGUCGGUAUGCCACCUCGCCUUCGUUCAGCCCGUCGUCGCCGUCGUUCUCGCCUACGUCACCCAUGGUGCGGCCGACAAGCCCCGCGAGCCCCAACUACAGCCCGUCGUCGCCGAACUACUCACCUGCUUCGCCAUCGUCGCCUCGACACUACUCGCCUACAUCGCCGGCGCAGUUCAACUCUCCCACGUCUCCCAACUACUCGCCGGCAAGCCCCAACUACAGCCCUGCGUCGCCCAACCUUCACGCAGGCGGAACCACCUCGCCGUCGUACUCACCGGCAUCUCCCACGUGGUCUCCUACGUCUCCCGAGGCCUACUCGCCAACAAGCCCGUACCAGAGGAGCCCUGGUGCGCAGCAGUCGCCAACCAGCCCAAGCUACUCGCCCACAUCGCCUGCUUUCUCUCCUCGUACACCUGGUCCGGGAUCUUCUGGAAACCAGUAUUCUCCCAACUCGCCGUCAAACGAAUAAUUUUUUGAUUGAAUAAUGCAAACGUGGCACAGGUUGUCAUUUCAUUUUUUUCCCGCAUGGUUCUUUGGUCAGGGGGGGUUUUCUUUCAGCAUCAUAGACCCGCAAAAGAAGUUGGUACAGACUAUACAAGAAAAAUCAGAAAACCACGAAGAGGGCGGAGGAAGCUGGACGAAAUUCUGAGAAGGGCCAGAUGGGCAUUCGAGGAACAACCGAGGGGAGGAGAGAAAAAAACAAAAGAAUAAGAUAACGGGGCAUUGUAAUAGCUGACUUGUACUAUAGCGAUGGGGGGUUGGCGAAGGAAAGGGGACGGGAAGGAAUUGGAGGGGAGGGGGAAGAGGCAAUGACAUAUAGGGAUGAUGAUCCAGAUUGGAAUCAAGACUGCGGACGCAGCAUGACAGACAGACAGACAGGAGGUGAUGACACACAUUCAGCUAUGCAGAAUUUUGGAAUGGAUUGGCCUAUUUGAAAACAAAUGAGCCCUGAUACCCUCUGUUCUCUGAUGAUGCAUGCGUAGGUAGUGUGUGUGUACUCGGUAGUCCAGUCUUGUCUGGUGAUGCACUGCAUGAUUUUAUCUAGUUUUGGGCAUGUGUAGUUAUUGUUUUCUUG